AUGCAGGAGAAAACAACGAUAGAAGAAACAAAAGAAAAAAUGCCAACUGAAAUUAAUAUAAAAAAUGAAAAGGCAACAGCUGUUACUGUUUCCUCUGAGGAAGCAGAUGUAUCGAAAGAAGAUGAACAAAAGAAUAUCGAAAAGAUUGAAAAUGGUGAUGAAAGAGAAAACCAUGAUGUUGCAUCUAAAUUGGAAAGUGAAACAAAAGAAACUGAACUUGAUGCACAACCACUUUUUGAACAACCAAUUAUUCUUAAUGGAAAACGUUCAAGAAAACCAACAUUACGUCUCGAAAUAUCUGAAUCAAUACCAGCAAAAAAAGACUUAUCUAUUCCUCAGGGUCAUGGUAAACCAUUAGGUGAAAUUGAUUAUAUUAAUUAUCAAAUAACACAUGCUUCAACUGAUGCUUUAUCUCGAAUGCGUAAUAUUUGUUUUGGUCGACGAGGAAAUAAAGCAAAUAUUCGAAAACAUCUUCGAAAAUUCAAAGGAUUUGAAUUUCAACGUAAUAGUGAUGAAUAUCAAAAGCAUCUAAAUAAUUUAAUACGAUUAAAAAAAGAUCAAUUAAAAUCAAUUUCAAAUAUUCUUGGUUUACCAGCAACAGGACGUAAUACUGAUCAUGGUGAACGAAUUUUAAAGUUUUUAAUUGAACCAAUUGAUGAAGGAAAACGUAUACCAGGAAAAAAAUCAACAAUACGUACUAUGAAAAAACGCAGUACUAAUUCAAAAGAAUCUAUUGAAUCUGAACAAGAAACAAAAAUUGAAAAUAGUAAAGAUCAACAUGACUUAGAUUAUUUUUAUAAACCUGAUAAAAAAUCUUCAAAUAAACGUACAUUAAAUCAUCAAAUGCCGACUAAUACCAAACGAAAAAAACAUACAUCUGCAAUAUUAGAAUCUAAAGAAAAUCAAGAAACAAACAGUGUUGCCAAUGAACAUAAACAUAAUGAUGAAGAAAUAAUAAAGGUAAAUGAAAAUGAUAUUACUGAUAAAGUGACAAAUGAUCCUCAACGAAUUUUUUGUCCGCAAAUUAAUUGUGGUCAUGUAUUGACAUUGUCGAAUGAACAAAAAAUAGAGGAAAAACAAUCAAUAACAUGUACCAAAUGUCAAAGCACAUUUUGUCUCAAAUGUCGUUGUCAAUGGCAUCCACAUCAACGUUGUUCUGAUUUACUUACGCCAAAUGAAAUGGAGACUGAAUCAAAUAUAAAACGUUGUCCACAAUGUCGUUUUCCUUUAGAAUGGACCGAUGGUUGUGCACAAAUAAUGUGCAUUAAUUGUAAACAUAUGUUUUGUUGGUAUUGUUUAAAAUCUUUAGAUAAUGAUUUUUUCUUAUUACAUUACGAACGUGGUCCUUGUCGAAAUCGACUUGGUCAUUCUCGUGCAUCAUUAUUUCUUCAUCGUCUUAUAAUUAUUGGUUUAUUUAUUGCUUUUAUUAUUCUUUUUAUUAUAGCUACACCACUACUCAUUUUAAUUGCACCUUGCCUUAUUUCCUAUCGAUAUAAACAAAUAAAAAAUUAUUUUAAUAAUUUAACCAAAUGGAGACAAAAUUCUCAACAACCAAAUACAUCAACUAUACAUCGAUCAUUAAUUAAUGUAGAACAGCAAUCAAUUACUCCUUUACUUUCAUCAUUGAACAUUGAUGAAUGUAAUGAGUCUUAUCCAAUAUAUGAUAGUUUAUCUGUUUAA
Molecule: messenger RNA, 1680 nt
Organism: Rotaria sp. Silwood2
Lineage: Eukaryota; Metazoa; Rotifera; Eurotatoria; Philodinida; Philodinidae
Source: the annotation of a GenBank genome assembly